Molecule: messenger RNA, 1834 nt
Organism: Homalodisca vitripennis (glassy-winged sharpshooter)
Lineage: Eukaryota; Metazoa; Arthropoda; Insecta; Hemiptera; Cicadellidae
Product: L-asparaginase
Exons: 13
Coding region: 112-1788 (558 amino acids)
Biological process (GO): amino acid metabolic process
Molecular function (GO): asparaginase activity; protein binding
Source: RefSeq, a predicted model, not a curated record
CAAUAUAAUAUAUAGAACAACUAUUUUACAGCAUUGGUGCCAAUCCCGAAUGCAUUUGAAAAGCAAUUAAGAGAAAAUCCAUUAAUUCACGACAAGAAAUAUGCAAAGGAAAUGUUUGGUUCUUCAUCAGAGUUGGCACCCCUGGUUCUUCCGAAGGUGGACGGAAUGCAGCGUGUUGUCUACUCCAUCACAGAAUAUGACCCCCUCCUGGAUUCCAGCAACAUGACCAUGAUGGACUGGAGCAGUAUAGCCAAUGACAUUCAACAAGCGUAUGAGUUCUACGAUGGGUUUGUGAUUCUACAUGGCACUGACACAAUGUCCUACACAGCUUCAGCCCUUUCAUUCUUGCUGGAAAACCUCGACAAAACAGUCAUCAUUACAGGCGCUCAGAUUUCACUAUUUGAGGUACGCAGUGAUGGCAUCGACAAUUUCUUGACAUCGCUCUUGAUCGCAGGAAACUUUGUCAUACCAGAAGUGACGUUGUUCUUCAACUACAAAUUGUUCCGGGGAAACAGAACCACCAAAAUUAGUUCUGAAAGCUUUCAUGCAUUCGAGUCACCUAAUGUUCCACCUCUCGUUGUAGCUGGCAUUCAUAUGGAAGUGGACUAUCGUUCAAUAUUCCGACCUUGCACCAUUGAGAAGUUCACUGUCAGUGGGGAACUAAAUGAAAACGUUGGUCUCCUCAGAGUGUUUCCCAGUAUUCAAACAAAAACGGUUGAAUCAUUCCUGAAGCCUCCAAUGGAAGGGGUGGUGAUACAGACAUAUGGAGCUGGUAAUAUGCCCACUAACAGAUCCGACUUGGUGGAGGUGCUCUCAGAAGCUUCCAAGAGAGGAGUGAUCAUCAUCAACAUCACACAGUGCUCGACUGGUUGCGUCUCCAAUCUCUACGAGACUGGGAAGUUGCUGUAUGAUGCUGGGGUAAUGUCAGGAUUUGACAUGACUCCAGAGGCAGCUCUUGCCAAACUGGCCUAUGUGCUGUCCAAGACAGAGUGGGACCUUGCCACCAAGAGAACAAUGAUGGAGAACAACUUGAGAGGAGAGCUGACAUGUGGGAUCAAGGCACCGGUGCUAGAAGACUGGGACCUUGUGGAUGCUGUGGCGAGAUCUCUGCACAUCUCCUCACCGAGGGAGGUCAAGAUGUUGCACAGCAUCCUGUUCCCAGCCAUGCUGGGCUCGGCAGUGGAGAAAGGCGACACAGACAAGAUAGCUGAACUCAAGGGUUAUGGAGCAGAUCUUACAGCACCCAACUCUGACAAAAGAACUCCUCUCCACAUUGCUUGUAGUUUGGGAAAUAUCAAAGUAGUCAAAUAUCUUCUGCUCAAUGGGGCCAGUGUCCAUAUGAAAGACAGAUGUGGUUCUAAAUCACCAUUUGAAGAAGGAAAUAAGGAUCUAAACAAACCUUCGUUCACGUUCGACCAGACACCACUACUAGAUGCUGUCAAGUGUGAUCACCUGGACGUGAUUAAGCUGCUUAAGCGAUGUGGAGCCCAUCUCACCCUCACGCCUAACCAAAUCGGCUGCCAGCUUUGCCGGGCUGCAAGUUAUGGAAACAUGAAGAGACUGUUGUCUUUACAAGCUGCCGGUGCAAACUUGAGCCAACCAGACAUCAGCGGCCGUACCUCGUUACAUCUUGCUGCAAUGCACAACCAUGAAGAGAUAGUGAAGUUCCUACUGGCCAAUGGAGUCAGUACAAAAACGAAAGACAUGAUGGGCUUCACUCCCCUGGACGUGGCUGAAAAAAUGGGUCACACCGAAAUUAUAAAAUUGCUCAAGUCUGCCAAAAAUUAGCCUUCUAAAUUAGUUGUUAUACAAUAAAACAAAAUCAAAAAAUCUA